Messenger RNA from Columba livia (rock pigeon), 2175 nucleotides. RefSeq lists its product as uncharacterized. Gene Ontology annotation, biological process: CENP-A containing chromatin assembly. Lineage: Eukaryota; Metazoa; Chordata; Aves; Columbiformes; Columbidae. The transcript has 9 exons. The record is from RefSeq and is a predicted model, not a curated record. Gene Ontology annotation, molecular function: histone binding. Gene Ontology annotation, cellular component: chromosome, centromeric region. The coding region runs from base 232 to 2031 and encodes 599 amino acids.
GGUGCGUGUGCGGAGCGGCCGCUGUCAUUCCCGCAGCGCCGCGGAGGAGCCCAGCCCGUGCGCCAUGGCCCUGGAGGAGUCCCUGCGUCGGAGCAACGCCCGCUUCAUGGCCACCAUCAACAGCAUCUUGGAGAGGGACCAAAAUCAUGGGAGGAUGUGUCAACCGAGGACCUUAGAAAAUGGCAGGAGGAAGUACUUGAGUGUAACAGAGGAAGUGAAAGGAAUGCAGAAAUGUCAAAGCAAGAUAACAGUGAUUUUGAGGAUGGACAUUCAACGGGACAUCAGGAAUCUCCUGAGACCUCUGGUGUGAAUACAUCUGAUACAGGUGAAGAAAGUGAUACCGAUACAGUUUCACUAAGAAGAAAAUUUCAAGACAUUCACUUACAGAGAGAAUGUCAAGGUUCGUCAAAAGGCAACCAAGCUGCUGUUUGCAGAAGGAAAGUAGAAUUGUCAAAUGAAUGUUCUUCAUCCAGACCUCCACAGUUAGGAUUUUCUUAUGUUCCCAUAUCAACAAAGACAAUCACCAUACCCAGGCAUCAGACUUCCCCAGAACUGAAUAAAACUUGGUGUGAUGGUAUCUUGGAAGAAUACCAGUCUGCAGAUGAGGAAUGCUCCUGGAGCAAUGUAACUCUUGCAGACUUGUAUCCAGGGAUGUUAGAGUUACUUACAAGGCUCAUGACAAAGCAGACUUGGAGAAAAGAGUCAAAAUACAUGUUUGGACAAUUAAGGCACAGAAGACACCCUUCUGGAAGACCAAAGCUCAGUGUCACCUUAGUCAAAAUAAGAGGGUUCAGACCUCCUAAACUGAAGCGAGCACAGCCUAGCAUAUGCAGCAGUAGACAUGAAGACAUACAGAAUCAAACUUUCGGAAAUGAGAAUAGAGAACUUCGUGAUGACAAGAGGUCCAUUAAUAAUUUGUCUGUUGUGGUACCUUAUUCUUACAUUGAUACAAAUGAAAUCAAAAUGGACUGCUCUGACUCAAGUUUAGUACCUAGAAAAGGCCCAAAAUUCUCCAAACGGACUGUUUUUCCUGAUGUUAUAACUACAAUGGGAGAGACGUUUCUAGUUGAAGAUGAGUUACAGACUACUGUCUCACUUAAUCCAAAAUGCAAAGAAAGUGAAAAAUUUGCUUACCAGUGUCCUUCAGAAUACUGUUUUAUAACAUCUGCUGCCAGUUCAGGGUCAACAGGACUUCAUCCGGUAAAAGAGAGUGAAACUCAAAAAAAUUACUUUUCUUGUGGUGAUACCUCAGAGUUGUGUUCAUCUACUUGCAGGUCCUAUGGCAAUAGUCAUGCUUUUACACCUGUUGCAAACUGUUCUCUUGCAAGAGCAUCAAAUACUUUACUCAUAAAUCCUGAAAAAAUAACUUCUGAAAGACAAAUUCCUUUCGAGCACAAGCACUUAUUUUCCUUGUUGUCUACAAAGCAGAGUCCUUCAAAGAUGCCCCAGAAAUACAAUGAUGCAUUUGAAAAGCUCUACUACAAGCUGUGUCCCCAAGAAAUCCAAAAGCCUUUGACAUUGACAAGAUCUCUUGCAAAUUCACAGAACCUUGAAGAUAAAGGAAGAUUAGUGAAGAGUAAUUUAAGUCAUUCUGUGAGGUCCCAUACACAGUGUGAUAGAGAAUUUGACAGGAUCUAUGAGCAAUUGUGUAGUGGGGGUGUUCCAAAACUUCCUGGGUUUCAGAGAGCUUCAAAUUUAAAGAAGUAUGGAGGAGUACAGAUGUCUGAAACUGUAAAUGCUCUGGUUAACUCGCCUGUUCAAACUUUAUCUCCAUCUCCCAGAAUUAAAAGACUGGGGAAUUUCCAAAAUGAUCCUCUUUGUUCACCAGUAAAGCGACUGAGAGGUAUACCGGAACGUUAUCUAUCUUCAACAAAAUGUGAACAGAUUGCUCACAGAAGAAAUGCUGAACUUCAGACCAACGGCAUGAGGUUUUUGAACCCAUACAUUGUCAGUAACUCCAGCAUUUUUGACAGUCACAACUGCCAGAGUCAGGGCUCUGGAUUUCAUGCUGCGUCAGAUAAAACUUUAUGAAUUACUGCUUUAGCAAUCACAAGCACUUCUUCAAGGGUAGAUCUACAAAUCUCAAUAGACCGCUGUCUAGGUGACAGCUCUUCUUCCUCAGUAACAGUUGGGUAUGUUCAAGUGUUCCUUUAAGGAAUCUAUACAGAAAAGGGU